Messenger RNA from Mercenaria mercenaria, 3348 nucleotides. Its product is annotated as major facilitator superfamily domain-containing protein 1-like. The transcript has 11 exons. Bases 1562 to 2578 code for a protein of 338 amino acids. Gene Ontology annotation, biological process: transmembrane transport. NCBI's taxonomy places the organism in Eukaryota, Metazoa, Mollusca, Bivalvia, Venerida, Veneridae. Gene Ontology annotation, molecular function: transmembrane transporter activity. The record is from RefSeq and is a predicted model, not a curated record.
GCUACAUUCAGUCAAAAACUGUAUUUUAGGCAGCUCAAGAUCUAGACCUGCAACAAAAAAGAGACGCAAAGCGUUAACUCACAUUAAUGCUUGGUCUGAAUGUAAGUUGAAGAACGCAUAUAUAUAAAUUUUAGAUACCUCACGCCUGAAUUAUCUAUGACUCAAAUAUGGCGCAAUAAAAGCGAAUACUGCUGGGUGACGAUCUGUGUAAAAUCAUUACGCGUUUUCGCAAAAAUAUAUUUUUCAGUGUACAUUCAGACCAAAGUUCAUUAAUCUACGUUACAUUUUGGCUUUUUCUUUAGAUCCAGUGACUCAUGAAGCAGAUGUUACUUUUCUACAUUAAGGUAUUAGAUCAAUUUUUGGCAAUAAAAUCCUAAAAGCAAUAUAUAAAUAUGGAAAAACAUACUUAUAGAAACAUUAAUUCAUAUUCAUUUUCAUCCAGCAAAUUUUUCAACUGUAACCCCUUAGUUUCCAAAAAUCUGCGAUGCAAGGAAUAUUUAUAGACACCUUACUGUGUAAUAUGUACAAAUCAACCAAAUUUGCUCUUUUCGGGUGUAGCAAAGCACAUAAACUCUCCAUUGGCUGUGGUGGACCAAUAUAUCUUACCGAAAUUCUUCGUUAGUACAAAUGUAAGAUCUAACAGGAAUAUCAUCUCAAAUAAACUUUUAUGAAAAUGUCGAAUAGUUAAAGGUUAUAAGCUUAGUAUCGGGAAAUAUACACGAGUUCUGCAGCGGAAAUAUUGCGUGCCUUUAGACGCCCUAUGUUCUUCCGCUAAAGAAAGAGUGCAUAUUUACCGAUGCAUAGAUAAUAACAUUUUUAUUACAUACGUAUCUACCCGUAUAAAUAUGAUGUAGAUAUUAUGAAUAUGUUCAACUGAAUGAAUAAAACUGACCAUACUGAACUAAAUAAAAGAUUGAAUGCAUCUACACAUAUAAGAUUACAUCACGCACCCGAUAUGAAAUUCAGGCGUCGGUGUGAGGAAAAUAUUACCGUUUCUGGUUCCAUUGUAUUUUAACGGGGAAUAAAAACGGGUAUGUAAUAAAGAUAUGUAUAGGUUAUAUGCAACCAAAUUAAGUUAAAAAAUCAAAAUAUCACCGUCAAACUUUUUAAAGAAUCAGAUUUCAAACCUGCUAUUGCCAGAUUUUUCAUCCCUGGUCCCUGUGAUAAUCAUGUUCAAUUUCUUAUUAUAUAUCAAUUUGUAAAUGUUUUUCUUUAUAAACCUGCUCAACAAAACAUACGGAUAAUGUUUCAGUUGUAACCAAAUGAGAGAAAAAUCCAUAAAAGUGAUCAUAGUAUUGAAAGGCGAUUUUCAGUGAAUAAUCUAAAUCACCAAUCUUAAACAUUUGCUUUCGCGGUACACGAUAAUUUGGUUAGUUUCAGUUUAAAUUUCAAAAAUGAAUAUACUUUCUUUAUUUGAUUUUCUAAGCAGUGAUCAACCGUUCUACGUAACUUUCAAUAGCUUACAUAUUGCAAUCGAUAGGACGAGCAAACUUGAAGAUUAUUUAGAUAUAUUUUACUUCAGGCAAAGUUUUCUGUAGGAGCUAUUUCGAACAGUUACUGGAUGAUGUUUGUUGCGAGGGCCAUUUAUGGGUUACUAAAUGGACCAAUGUCGAUUGCAAACCAAAAUAUGGCUGUCAAAUGGUUUAAGACAUCAAAUAUAAAUAUGGUAUUUGGUCUGAAAAUCAGCAUAGCUAGAGCUAGCAGUGUGGUUGUUAUAAACGUGAUGGAUACCAUUUAUGACUAUUUCGGAAAGUUUUCACAUGGGCAUGUAUGUUUAGGUAUUACAUUAUUUACAGGUGUGGUUGUUAUGUUCCUGUCGUUUCUUUCCGCUGUUGUUGCGUCUGUUUUAGAUCGAAGAGCUGAAACCAUGAACGAUGUCGUCUUCGAGAAGGAAUAUUUAAAAGAUGAUGUUAUAGUACGAGUUUCUGAUAUUAAAGACUUUCCUGCAACAUUUUGGCUGAUAUCAAUGACGACAACAUGCUACUACUUAGCGCUGUUUCCAUUUGUAGGGCUCGGACAAGUAUUUUAUGAAAGGAAAUAUGGUCGGGAACCUCAGGUAGCGGAUAAUGUAAACAGUAUGGUGUAUUUUAUGGGUGCGAUUACAAUGCCAGUAUUUGGUUUAUUGAUAGAUAAACUAGGAUGGAGUCUUUUCUGGAUGUUUGUUGGCAUUAUUCUAUCUGCUGGAAGCCAUUUCAUCCUGGCUUUUACUUUCAUAGAGCCAUAUAUUGCUACUGUUGCAAUGGGACUUGGAUAUUCUAUCUUUACGGCUGCACUGUGGCCAAUGGUUUCAUUUAUAAUAGCCUUCAAUCGUCUCGGAACUGCCUACGGCAUAACGAACGCAAUGAUAGCUGUUGGUCAAGCUGGGGCGACAUAUUUUGCAGGUUAUUUAGCAGAUAAUAACGGAUAUCUUGUCUUAGAGGUAUUUUUCACCGCUUGUAUGGCAGGAUCACUUAUACUUGGAAGUCUGCUGUAUAUCACUGACCAGGCGAAAGGAGGUGAAGUAAAUCUCAGUUCAUCAGAGAGAAGGAAUCGGGCAAAGCUGGAGCGAGAGAGAAGGAAUCGGGCAAAGUUUGAGUAGAGAUGUGGAAUUAGUUAAUUGGUUCCUGCUAAUUGCUACGUUACAAUAAGAUUUUGGAAAUAGAUGCAUCACUUUACUGACCUGAAUGUCCGUAAAAUAUGAACGUGCUCGGAUGAGUAUGUUCGUACAUAUUAUGUAGCGCAUGGUCAGUGCUGUACAUUAAGGUAAUGAGUGUGUCAGAUAUUUACAAGUCGAAAGAUUUCCUGCGGCCGGAAGUUAUACAGACCAGAAAUUGUUAUGGAUGUAUUUGUGACCACUCAGCCUAAAUAGUAACUUACUGGUGAACAUCGUGCUUGCUUUUAUCACACCAUUACGCUUUAAUGUAGGACAUAUUGCUGUAUUCUACAUGUUUUACAAGUAGAUCUAUAAAAUAUGUUUUUCUUAAAAUUUGAAAGUUAUUGUUUUGAGCAAAAAUAACUAUAUUUCCCUUUCAUGGAUAUCAUAACUUUUAGCUCAACUGAUCACAUUACUUAACUAUUGAAAACUGUACUAGAGCUAUCACAAAUGUGAUUCAUGCCUUCUCAUGGACUUCGUUGACAUACAGAGCAAACCAACACAAGACCAUAAUCCAGGAGAAAUUAAAGAACAAAUCACAAACAAUCCCUUAUGCACAACUAGGUAUCAAUAUUGAUCAUUGCUUACUGAAAGUUUGAAUGAAUUAUAUGAAAUAAUGAAUGAGGAAUUCAGGUCACAAGCAUUUCUCUAUAUAUCAAGUAGUGCCAGAUAUAUUGCAAAAACGGCGUUCCAUAAAUGCGAUAAGCCAAUCCAUA